GCUCGUCUUCCAGUCCAGCUGCUCAGCUACCUGAACGGCAUGGUCGCCCCCGGCGCCCUCUCCUCCGUCCGCUGGAACUGGAACUGGAACUGGAAGCAAGCGCCACUCAGCAGGUCAGCUCUCGUCCGUUCUGCCCGCGCCCUGCAGGUGCUUGCGUUUAUUCCCACCAGCACCAGGUUCAUUCCACCGCUGCGACCUACCUAGCUAGCUCGAUUGAUUACCAUGGUCACCAACCAACCACUCAGACUCAGUUGCCGACCGCGUGCACGCACGCUUGUUUGCUUCUCUGGAAUUGCAGCUGUCUCUUUCAUCCUAUUGUCUGUCUUUCUCCCUCGAUCGGCGUGUCCCCAGAAAUUAAGUAAGUAAUGGCCGCCAUACAUCAAGAGGAGAGCUUGAGCCUUGUGAGAGCCAAUUCAAGUAUAUGAUCAACCCGAGCCUAGCUUUGUAACGCUCAGCUUACCAAGCUCAUUCACAUGGCAUGUCCAUGUCCUUGUGCCGACCAGCGCCUUGAAGGCCGCAACGUCACCAGCGCCAGACCCGCAGCCUAGCCUUGUCUUUACCCUUGGAUUUGCUUCACGGGAUGGGAUGCGAUUAGUUUGGUUGAUCACAUCCGGUGGGAGCAAUGCUAUCUUUGGCUCGAGCAGAUUACUCGCCCGUCGGACCUGAACUUGAUCACUCCUUCAGGAGCACCACAACUGAGGCUCCUUCAGUUCACUAGCACUAGUAUAACAGUAAAAGACCUCGAUGCUGAAGGAGGGGUCAUUUGCUUGCUUGUCAAGCAGCCAAACCAAUUGCGAUCCUGGUCUCUCUUGAUCCCGCCCUCUCUCGUAUCAACUCCAGGCAUUGCUGCACAGGUCGAAUGUAUUCCUCUUAAGAAGACCACCGAGCCUCUCCCCAAUACGUACAGACAGAGUAUAUUCUGGAACGACAGGAGUAGCUUUUAGUAUUGGUUAUUACUCCCUCCGUAAAGAAAUAUAAGAGCGUUUACAACACUAAAAUAGUGACCUAAACCCUCUUAUAUUUCUUUACAGAGGUAGUACUAGUUUAUUUGUAGCUCUCCAUUUUUUGAAUCUGUGUGACAAGUGGAGCAAGUAGCCUGAUUAUUACUACUGAAGAACUACUUUUGGCUUUGUGCAGCUGCUUAGUUCUUUCACCUCACACUUGUGCUCUGCAAGCAAAGCAAAUGUACCACGUUGGCUUUGUUUAAUCACUGAUUAAUUAACACUCGCUUACCAAGCUCAUUCACAUGGCUUGUCCUUGUGCCAGCCAGCGCCUUGAAGACCGCAACACCACUGAGUGACGCGAGACCCGCAGCCUAGUCUUGUUUUUACUCUUGGAUGCAUGCUUUGCUUGGGCAGCGAUUAGUUUAGUUGAUGACUUGUACCUGCUGAUCAUCAAUACAGAUUGAGAGACAUCAUAUCGUGGUAAGUAAAGUAAGCAGCUGUUCUUGAGAUGCGCAUACCAUACACAACUCUCUUUAUUAUAUGCGCCAACGUCUACAUAUCGCCAAAUAACUUGCAGCUUUUACUAAGUACUACUCCCUCCGUCCGGAAAUACUCGUCGAAGGAAUGGAUGUAUCUAGAUGUAUUUUAGUUCUAGAUACAUUUAUUUUUAUGCAUUUCUCCGACAAGUAUUUCCGGACGGAGGGAGUACACAUGUUGACAGAGCAAUUGCUUACCAAAGCCUUGGCUUAACUCAUCAAUAGUUCAGAUGACAUUUUCAUAUUUUGCGAAUCGUAUGUCGUAAUGAUUAUAGCACUGGAAACUUCAUUCAAAUACAAAUUUGAUGGCAUGUUUUUUUGUGUGCCGGAUACAAAUUCUGUUGGCCAAACUGAUUUUUGAAUCUCAAAAUACGCAGAAGCCAGUAGACUAGAAGGAGAGGGAGUAGGUUUUUUGUACUUGCGGAUGACAGCCCCUCGUAUAUCUUAUUAAGUGCGUGUGACAAGUGCAGCUUGUCCAGUAAUACUAGUUAAUUAGUACUAGAUCAGAUCUGUCCGAGUGCUAAACACUCACUAACUCACUCUCUCUUUCUCACUGCCGCUCUCCGCCGCUUGCUCUCUUCUCCCUGCCUCCCCCCGUCGCCUCGUCCUCUCCCUCAUCGCCUCGCCCUCUCCCCCGUCGCCACGGCGACGGCAGCUCCCGGAUCUGGACCAGCCGCACCGCACUGCUGCCGCAGAUCACCAGCUAGCUAGGCCUCCCUGUCAGUCGGCCCCCAUCACCGGCAGACCAGUACCUCGUGCGCGCGAGUCAGCGUCGUACAUCCUUGCAUCUGAUGGGAAUGUACGCGGCGCUCCGUGCGGCGCAAUGGGUGGUGGGCAAGGCACUAGCCCCCGUUGCCAAUGGCAUGCUAGGGGCUUGGGCAGCCACCAAGAACUUUGGUCCCAACGUCGAUGCCCUCAGCACGGAGUUGCUGCUCGUGAAGGCCACGCUUGAGCAAGCUGCCUACAAGGAGCUUGGAGGCCCGGCAAUGGAGAUGCUGCUGCAGAAGCUGCAGGACUCAGCGCAGAAUGCUGAAGACUUGUUGGAUGAGCUGGACUACUUUCGCAUCCACGAUGAGCUCCAUGGCACACACGAUGCUGCCGACCAGCACGGCGAAGGUGGCGUGCACAACCUCGCCCUCAAUGCUCGGCACACCGCCAAAGCUGUUGGCAAACUGGUCAACUGUUGCCCUUGGCAGCGUUCUAAGCGCCGACAGAGCUCACACGACGAUUCCUCCUCAGCGCAAGAUGCCAAUCAGGUGGUCAGGGGAUGCAUGCCCAAGCUCGGUAAACUCCUACCUUGCACAUUUUCCCCACAUUCACAUGUUCAUGGUGAUGAUGACGAUCAUGGCAAUGGGCAAGAAACACCAAAACUUGAGUUUAAUAGGGUUGAUUUCUCUCAAAGGAUGAAGGAUACUGUAGGGAAACUGCAGCUUAUGCGUAAUGAGAUUAACAAGAUUUUGCAGGGUUGUAGCCUUAGAACUGUCUCAAAUAUAGCCCAGAGCCGUCCCAUCACCAAAGGUCGAAUUGAUGAGCCAAAAUUGUACGGGAGGGACCGUGUCAUGAAUAGCACCAUACAUGAUAUCACCAAUGGUCAGUACUGUGGCAAGGGGCUAACUGUGCUUCCGGUUGUUGGUCCAGGGGGAGUGGGGAAGACAACUCUGAUACAACACAUAUAUGACAACCAACAAGUGCAGGAUCAUUUUCCAGUCAUGAUUUGGAUAUUUGUGUCCCUCGAUUUCAAUCUGGACAAGGUGCUAGAACAGAUUAAAAGAUCUACCCCUCAAGUUAGAAGUGAAAAAAAGUGCAGUACAACAGAAGAGUUGAUUGAAGAGAGAUUAAAAUCUAAAAGGUUCUUACUUGUCUUGGACGAUAUAUGGCGGAUUAGUAAUGGGGAUGACUGGGGGAAAUUAUUGUCAACACUCAAUCAAUCACAAGAAAAGGGUUGUAUCAUUCUAAUCACAACUCGGUUUCAAUCAAUAGCACAGAAUGUUAAAACAACUGCCGAGUCAAUAGAACUGGGUGGUUUAGAAUCUAAAGAGUUUAGGAAGUUAUUCCUUGCAUUUGUCUUUGGCAGUGAGCAAUGUGGAAAGGAUAAACAUUUUUUGCUUGAGACUGGAGAUAAGAUAAUGGAAAAACUAAAGGGAUCCCCUCUUGCAGCAAAGACCGUUGGUAGAUUAUUGAGUAAAGAUCUUAGUUUGUGUCAUUGGAAAAGGGUCCUAAAAAGCAAAGAAUGGGAGAAGCAGACCGAUGGCAAUGGAAUUAUGCCUGCCUUGAAGCUUAGCUAUGACUUUCUCCCUUUCCAUCUGCAACAAUGUUUUUUCUAUUCUGCAUUGUUUCCUGAAGAUUACCAUUUCAGAAGCCGUGAGCUCAUCAAUCUGUGGAUCGGACUAGAUAUUUUGAUACCUGGUGGUCAAAACCAAACAUGUGAAGAUAUAGGUUUGAGCAAUCUAAAUGCUUUAGUCAUCCAUGGAUUUUUUAGAGAAGAGGAAACUUCUGCUGGUCCGCGUUAUGUUAUGCAUGACCUACUGCAUGAUUUGGCAUUGAAGGUUGCAUCACAUGAUUGUCUUAGUUUACAUCUCCCUAAUGAUGGAUCAGUAGAAGUUCAGCCAUCAAUCCGUCACUUGUCUAUAAGCACAGAGGACUUAGUGAAAUAUGAUGCAGUGUCCAGUGAAAAGUUAAGGAGUGAAUUGGAAGAAAUAAAGACAAGAUUGAAGGUUGAACAUUUGCAUACACUGAUGUUAUUUGGAAAAAUGGAUGAAAGUUUUGCUGAGAUAUUUGGUGAUUUCUUUGGGGAAGCAAACGCUCUUCGUGUUCUUUAUUUGCCCAACAUGAUGUAUCCUGUGCAGUCCAUGUUACAUAACUUUUCAGGACUUGUCCACCUACGAUGCCUAUGUCUAGGGACAAGGGUGAGACAGAUGCAUUUACCAAUUAGCAUCUCCAAAUUCUACCAUUUAAGGAUUCUAGACCUUGUGUCAUGGGAAGGGAGUCGUGAUUUGCCUGAAGACAUGAGCAACCUUGCAAAGUUGUGCCAUAUUCAUAUUCGUUUUCAUCAGCGUCAUUCUGAUAUUUGUAAUGUGGGGAAAUUUAAACUCUUGGAAGAGUUAAAUGUAUUUCGAGUCCAUGAAGAAAGUAAAGGAUUUGAACCAAGUCAACUAGAGCAUUUGACCAAGCUAAGGGAGCUUGGCAUCUACAACCUUGAGAAAAUACAUACAAUAGAAGAAGCAGCUGAAGCAAAACUGAUAGAGAAAAACUACUUGAAGAGGUUAGCAUUGGUUUGGGAUAGUGGGCGCUCUAGUGUUGAGCCUGUUAUGGAAGCAUUGGUUCUUGAGAGCCUUCAACCCCAUGAAGAUAUCCAAGUGUUGUGCAUUAGAGGGCACAGAGGCCCUUCUUGUCCAACAUGGCUGGGUGAUGAGUUUGCUGUUGAAGGUCUACAAUCUCUUUAUCUUUAUGGUGUUUCUUGGGAAAUUUUCCCUUCUUUAGGGAAGGCGUGGGAUCUUCAUGAACUAAGGUUGGUGGAUAUUGCCAGACCGAAGGUGUUUGUUAUAGAGAAAAGCUUUUGCAUGCUAAUAAAGCUUGAACUCAUUGGCCUAGCAAGUUUUGAGAAAUGGGUUCUCCCAGCUGAACAUGCUCAUAUGUUCCCUCUUUUGCAACGGUUGACUAUAAGAAAGUGCCCGAGAUUAUUGGGGUUGCCUUUUUCAAACCACAUUGUUUCCCCAUAUUGGUUUCCCAAACUACAACAUGUUGAUAUACAGGACUGUCCAGAAUUCUCGUCAGUGAUUCCCAUCUCCUGGGUUGAAAGGAUUGAAAGUCUGCGUCUUGUCACGAUUAGAAGCGUCAAGCUACUAAAGUGGUUUCAAUACUCAAAAUCAGCCGAUGGAGUAAAAUUGGCAAUUUUUGGAAAAUGUGAUCUAUAUAGCUUAGAUCAAGUGUUAGUUUUUUAUAAGGAGGCAGGCCUUGAGAAGCUAGCACUCAAGAGGUGCCCACCUCUAGAAUUGAAGCACCUUCUGAUGCUAACCUCGUUGAAGACAUUGUUUGUAGAAGAAUCAGAUGGUCUGGUUGGACCACUAGGUGGCCAGGGUGAUGUGGAAUGGCAGCUCCCUGUUGAGCAUAUCAAGAUCGAGCGCUUAAACGGUAAUAGUGGGAAGGAAUUGACAGAGCUCCUCCCCCAUCUCCCAAGGCUCUCCAAAUUGGAAAUAAAGUUUUGUGGCAACAUAAAACAGCCAGUGCUGCUACAAACAACAGUGAUGGAGAAAGAUGAAAUAACAGCAGCAGAACAGGAAGAGGAUAAUGGGGUGGAUGUGCAACAAACAACAUCAGAAGCAUCAAAGAUGGGAGGAGGUGAAAUAACAGCAGCAACAGAGGAAGAGGAUGAGGAAGAUGAAUUGACGACAUCAGAAGCGGAAGCGGAAGAGGAAGAGGAAGAUGAAUUGACGGCAUCGGGAGAGGAAGAGGAUGAGGAAGAUGAAUUGAAGUCAUCAGAAGAGGAAGAGGAUGAGGAAGAUGAAUUGACGGCAUCAGAAGAGAAAGAGGAUGAGGAAGAUUAUUUGACGGCAUCAGAAGAGAAAGAGGAUGAGGAAGAUUAUUUGACGGCAUCAGAAGAGAAAGAGGAUGAGGAAGAUGAAUUGACCUCAUCAGAAGAGGAAGAGGGUGAGGAAGAUGAAGGAAUGGAGGAAUGUGGAAUAACAACAGCAGAAGAGGAACAUGAUGAGGAAGAUGAAAUAACAACAUCAGCAGCAUCAAAGAUGGAGGAAGAUGAAAUAACAACAGCAGCAGAGGAAGGGGAUGAUGGGGUGCUGCUCUUCCCAGCUCAUCUCUUUGACUCACUACAGGAGUUGGUCAUCUAUGAUUGCCCAGAGAUGGUCCUGAUGAACCCACCAACUCUUGUUCCUGGAGGAGGAUGGUUCCAAGCCUUGAGAUCUCUCCAGAGAUUAAGUAUACAGCUCUCCCCAAAGUUUCUGUCUGCCUUCUCGUUUUCCCGUCACCUUUUCCCUUCCUCCCUGCAGUUUGUGGCGCUUUGGGGUGUGGAAGACAUGGGGACACUGGAGCCCCUCUCAAACCUCUCCUUUCUUACCAGAUUGGAAUUGAUUGGUUGCGGAAAAGAUCUGAAAUGUCAGGGCUUGCGCUCUCUCCUUACCACCAGGGGCCAGCUCGACGAAUUAAGAGUCUUUGGCAGCACUAUGUUCUUUGCUGGUUGGGAUCCCAAUCCUAGGCGGUCUUUGGGGGGUGUCGAGGGAGAAGAAGAGCAGCAGACACAACUUGUUUCAUCCACACUGCAGAAGCUCAGCACUGAUGACGCAGCGGGACUCCUUGCUGCACCCAUCUGCAGCUUCCUCUCUUCCUCCCUCACCAAGCUGGAACUUCAUGGGGAUGGGUCUGAAGGGAUGAAGUGCUUCAGCAAGGAGCAGGAGGAUGCCCUUCAGCUCCUCUCCUCCCUCCAGCUACUUAAGUUUCAUGGUUUCAACGACCUUCAACAACUCCCCGCAGGGCUGCGCAACAUUACCAGCCUCAAGAUAUUAUCAAUCGAAUUCUGUCGAGCCAUCUCAUCGUUGCCCAAGGAUGGCCUCCCUGAUUCACUCCAAGAGCUACAUGUCAAAUACAGCUGCCUGAAGCUAACACUGCAGUGCAGGGGGUUAGAGGGAAUCAUCCCAGAAAUCGAUAUACGCUGAUCGAAGUAACUGUGCAGGGCAAUGCCUUGGAGUUCCCUUGUACAUUCUCCCAGCCUUGUAGAGCUCUUCCCUUUCCAUACGUACACACUUUGGUCUUGUGGCAGCCGUAUUCCUUCCUGUACAUAAAUCUGGUAAGCACACUAAAUGGGAACUUGACUCCUGCUGUAUCGUAUCAAUUAU
Molecule: messenger RNA, 7326 nt
Organism: Triticum dicoccoides
Lineage: Eukaryota; Viridiplantae; Streptophyta; Magnoliopsida; Poales; Poaceae
Product: putative disease resistance protein RGA1
Exons: 4
Coding region: 2272-7146 (1624 amino acids)
Molecular function (GO): ADP binding
Source: RefSeq, a predicted model, not a curated record